UAUAUAUAUAUAUCUCUACCUCUCUCUCUCUCAUUGUCUCUCUCACUUUCGUCUCCAUCCAUGGUUUCAACUACUUCCGUCAUAGCCUGGGGUUCUGGAGAAGACGGGCAACUAGGACUUGGGACUGAUGAAGAAAAGGAAUUGGCUUGCGUCGUCGAGGCUCUUGAGCCUUUCACCGUUCGCUCCGUCGUUGGAGGUAGUCGCAAUUCCCUCGCCAUUUGCGAUGAUGGCAAGCUGUUUACAUGGGGUUGGAAUCAAAGGGGUACAUUAGGACACCCACCAGAGACUAAAACAGAAAGCACCCCUAGUCUGGUUAAGUCUCUUGCCAACGUCAAGAUUAUUCAGGCAGCUAUUGGUGGUUGGCAUUGUUUAGCUGUCGAUGAUCAAGGCCGAGCAUAUGCUUGGGGUGGAAAUGAAUAUGGACAGUGUGGUGAAGAGCCUUCCAAAGAUGAGUCAGGUAGGCCAGUCCGGAGGGAUAUUGUAAUCCCUAAGCGCUGUGCCCCGCAACUUACAGUCCGACAGGUAGCUGCAGGGGGUACUCACUCUGUUGUUCUAACCCGUGAAGGUUAUGUAUGGACUUGGGGUCAACCGUGGCCUCCCGGUGACAUAAAACAAAUAUCUGUUCCUGUAAGAGUUCAGGGUCUUGAAAACGUUCGUCUGAUCGCUGUUGGAGCAUUUCAUAAUUUGGCUCUGAAAGAAGAUGGGACUUUGUGGGCUUGGGGUAAUAAUGAAUAUGGACAACUUGGAACCGGAGAUACCCAGCCGAGAUCUCAUCCUAUUCCAGUACAAGGCCUUGAUGAUCUCACUGUGGUUGAUAUCGCUGCUGGUGGAUGGCAUUCGACAGCAUUAACCAAUGAAGGAGAGGUCUAUGGUUGGGGAAGAGGAGAACAUGGAAGACUCGGAUUCGGUGACAAUGACAAGAGCAGUAAAAUGCUUCCACAGAAAGUUAAUCUCUUAGCUGGAGAAGGCAUCAUUCAGGUCUCUUGUGGUGGAACUCAUUCAGUCGCUCUGACAAGAGACGGUAGGAUCUUCUCGUUUGGCCGGGGAGACCACGGUAGACUCGGGUAUGGAAGAAAAGUGACUACCGGACAACCAUUGGAGCUUCCUGUAGACAUUCCACGGCCGGAAGGACAGUUUAACCACGCCGAUGAAGAAGAUGAUGGAAAAUGGAUAGCUAAACAUAUAGCUUGUGGCGGCAGACACACUCUAGCUAUUGUGGAAUGGAAGUGUGAUCAGGAGGAAACCGAAUAACCAUGGAGAAGAAAGAGAAAGCAAAGACACAAGAGGGACUCUAGAGAGAAGCAUUUUGUUAUAGAGAAAAGGGGAGCAAAAGCAAACCGUUAAGCUUUUGAUACUCCCAUCCGAUGAAUAAUUAAUUUUUAUGAAGAGGAAGAACUAAUGAUAUAUUAUUA
Molecule: messenger RNA, 1412 nt
Organism: Capsella rubella
Lineage: Eukaryota; Viridiplantae; Streptophyta; Magnoliopsida; Brassicales; Brassicaceae
Product: ultraviolet-B receptor UVR8
Exons: 11
Coding region: 61-1251 (396 amino acids)
Source: RefSeq, a predicted model, not a curated record